AUGGACUUCAGCGACGACGGCUCGACGCUCAUCUCCAGGGAGUUCCUCGCCGUUGUGCUCGCAGGAGUAGGCAACGAGCUGCUUCCGCUCUCGAGCGAACAAGGCGAGGAGUCAUGUCCGAAGGCACUCCUGCCCAUCGCCAACAAACCGAUGAUUGACUACCCUCUCACCUGGCUCGAGCAAUCAGGCAUCACAGACGUCUUGCUCCUCUGUCCGGCCAGCCACCGUGGCGCAAUAUCCCAUCAUAUACACUCUGGAACGUCAGCCCCCACCUCUUAUCCGUCCCUUCGCAUCGACGUCCUUUCUUUCGACGACUCCGCGGACCUCACAGGCGGCACCUGUUCUGUCCUCAGGAACUUUUCAUCUCGCAUUCAGCGAGACUUCGUCCUGCUCCCCUGUGACUUUGUGCCGCCAGAAACCCUCCCUCUAACAGAUAUCCUCAAUAAAUUCCGUGUGGAGUCCAACCUAGACGGUUCUAUUGUCACGUCUUGCUGGUUUAAAUUUCAUCGGCCAGACAAGGGUACAAUACCAGAGGAAUGGGGUGCGCCACAACCCUCGACGCCUAUCGUCUGGGAUCGCCACUCUGGAACUCUCCUUCAUGUUGACACCCCAGACGAUGCCGACCGGAACAAUGACGAGUUGGAACUCAGAAUGGGCCUCUUGUCGAAAUUUCCACGGACCAAUCUCUCGUCGACCUACCAAGACUCUCAUGUCUACGUUUGCAAACGCGCCGUAUUGGAUGUUCUCCAAAUCAAGGACGAGUUUGAUUCGUUUAGGGAAGAGUUCAUUCCUUGGUUGUGCAAGUUGCAGUAUCAACGCACGAAGCAGGAACGGUACGGAAGAAUCUUCAAGUCACUAUCUACAAGUGGAAGCCAGGUAAUGGCCAUGCGACAUUCGACACUACAGUCGAGCUCGACUCGCGCGAAUUACGGACAUCUUCUUGGCCUGUCCCUUGAAGCCGAUUCGCCAUCCCAGAAAAUCGCAACGCUUUCGGCACCGCCCUCUCCCAGUGAGACAGAUCAAGACGACUCAAGCUCUCCAACCAGCUUUCGAAUGGGCGUCGUAAUUCACGAAAACCCAACAGGACAGUGUGGACGGGCUAAUAACCUACCCACAUUACUGGAAUUGAACCGUAAAUUUCUCGCCAAGGCGACGUACACUCUUCCUACCGAUCCAGAAAAUCGCGCGUUGGUCGAUCCAAAAUCGCAGAUAUCGCAAGACUCGAUUAUCGGGGACUCGACUCGUGUUGGGGAGCGAACCAGUGUGAAACGUACGGUUGUCGGAAAACAUUGCGUCAUAGGGAAGAUGGUGAAGAUCGUUGGAUGUAUCCUCCUAGACCACUGUGUUGUGGAAGACGGGGCGAAGUUAGAUGGUUGCAUACUCGGCAGGGGCACCAAGGUUGGCGCGAAGGCUGAACUCAAACAGUGCGUGACUCAAGCUGGAUAUGAGGUGGACGCAGGUGGUUCGUUCAAGAAUGAAAAACUAGAGGUGUCUGACUGGGCCGCUGCAUCUGAUCGGUCGAGUUCGGCGGAGACUAGCGAGGACGAGAGCGAAUCGGAAUGA
This is a messenger RNA of Stereum hirsutum FP-91666 SS1, 1563 nucleotides long. RefSeq names its product UDP-3-O-glucosamine N-acyltransferase. The transcript is spliced from 8 exons. Gene Ontology annotation, molecular function: translation initiation factor activity; guanyl-nucleotide exchange factor activity. Bases 1 to 1563 code for a protein of 520 amino acids. NCBI's taxonomy places the organism in Eukaryota, Fungi, Basidiomycota, Agaricomycetes, Russulales, Stereaceae. The record is from RefSeq and is a predicted model, not a curated record. Gene Ontology annotation, cellular component: guanyl-nucleotide exchange factor complex; eukaryotic translation initiation factor 2B complex. Gene Ontology annotation, biological process: cytoplasmic translational initiation; biosynthetic process.